GGAAGAAAAAAGAGAGAGAGAGAACCACACACACACACACACACACACACAAAAAAAGAAAAACAGCGUCUCCAGUAAACGGUGUCAGAUUUCAAAGGGGCGUGGCGGCGUGCUGGGUACCACUCCGACUAAAGGAUGCUGAUAGCUUAGCAACAGCGACAGGAAGAGGAGCAGGAGGCGGAGGAGACACAAUGGAUGUGCGCUUUGUCCGCGUCGUUAGCAGGCUGGGCUGAGCCGAGCCCGGAUCGUGUGUGACGUGUGAACAGACACCAUGGCCACACAGGAGCCGUCCCCUCCCUCGUCCAUGGAGAGCAACAAACCCGGCUUCCCCAAGAAGAUCCUGGGCAACAAGCUGGAGGACAAGCACCUGUGCAACUGCUGCCACAACAUCCUCCGACGACCCUUUCAAGCCCAGUGUGGACAUCGCUUCUGUUCCUACUGCUUCAACAGGACCGUGAGUAAUGGACCCCAGAAAUGUGGCGCCUGCAUUAAAGAGGAUAUCUUUGAGGAUCCUACAUCGAUUUUGAAACAAGGAUGUGCUUUUCCUGACAACGCAGUCCGAAGGGAAGUCGAACACCUUUCAGCCGUGUGUAUCAAUGAAAACUGCACCUGGAAAGGCAGCAUUAAAGAGUACGAGAUGAACCACGAGGGCAAGUGCGAGUUCAUGAUCAUCCCCUGCCCCUCCUGCAAAGAACAUAUUCGCUUCAACGAGCAGGAGCGCCAUAACGAGCGCGAGUGCCCGGAGAGAACACUCAACUGCAAGUACUGCAAGGAGCCAUUUCACUUCAAAAACAUCAAGGCGCACGAUGAGAUCUGUCCCAAGUACCCGAUGAUCUGUGAAGGCUGCGCCAAGAAGAAAAUACCCCGAGAAAAGUACGUGGACCACAUCAAGUUCUGCAGCAAAUUUAGAACUCCAUGUCGAUUUCAUGUCGUGGGAUGUGACAUGUCCGUGGAAAAGGAAAAGAUUCACGACCAUGAGCGCGCCUACGCCUACGAGCACCUCAACCUGUUGCUGCACUACAUCAUGGGCAUGAAAGUGAGCAUGGAGGGCCUGCAGCCCCAGGGACUGGAACUCGCCGGACACAAACUGGUGGAACUCCAGCAGUCCCUCAGGGAGCUCGAGGCCAGAGUCUCCCAGCUUAGCACCACCUCCUCUGGGCCUCCCGUGCAGGGAGCUGCCGCCGCCUCCUCCUCAUCCUCCAGCUCCGGUCCUCCUGGUCCACCCGCUUCAGCUCCGCUCCCUCCUCCACCCACCCUGGCUCCCACUCUGUCCGUGUCUACCUCCUUCACCCCCCUGCCCAGCUCGGUGGGAGCGGCACUGGAGCUCCAGCUCCACAGCGAGAAGACCAAGGUGGCCGAGCUGGGCCGCAGGUGUACGGAGCUCGAAGUUAAAGCCGGCACGUUUGAAAAUGUGGUGUGUGUCCUGAACAGAGAGGUGGAGAGGUUCGCCACCACCAUGGAGGCCAGCAACCGUCAGCACAAACUGGACCAGGACAAGAUCGAGGCUCUGAGUAACAAGGUGCGUCAGCUGGAGAGGACGGUGGGGUUGAAGGAUCUGACAGUCGCUGAGAUGGAGGGUCGGCUGAGGGAAAUGUCUGCCACUACGUUCGAUGGCGUCUUCGUCUGGAGGAUCUCUGAUUUUGCCAAAAAGAGGCAAGACGCCAUCGCCGGUCGAGCCCCCGCCAUGUUUUCACCAGCCUUCUACACCAGUAAGUACGGCUACAAGAUGUGUCUGCGGAUCUACCUGAACGGAGAUGGGACGGGGCGUGGCAGCCACUUGUCCUUGUUCUUUGUGGUGAUGAGAGGACUGAGUGACGCUCUGCUCAAAUGGCCUUUCAACCAGAAGGUGACUCUGAUGCUGCUGGACCAGAGCAACAGGGAGCACAUCAUCGACGCCUUCCGCCCCGAUGUCACUUCCUCCUCCUUCCAGAGACCCGUGAGCGAGAUGAACAUCGCCAGCGGCUGUCCGCUCUUCUGCCCGCUCUCCAAGCUCGACGCCAAGAACUCUUACAUUCGCGACGACACCAUCUUCAUCAAGGCGAUCGUGGACCUCACCGGCCUCUAGACGGCUCCGCCGGGAGGUGCAGUUUUGGCAACCAGGCAGCUCUGUGACCAUUAAGGCUUCAUUUUGGCUCAGUCGUGGUCCCCUUUAGGGCUCCGUUCAGGCAUCUAACUGUCCCCUGCAGCUCGAGGGAGACAGACAUGCUUGCAACUGCAUGUGGCUGCAGUCCAGGCGGCGCUGGCAUCGUCAUACCCGGUGGUCUGUUUGCGAGAACCACCGUCAUUGCUGUACAUUUUGGGUGCAAAACUUUUCUUUUUGUGUUUGACAUCACGGCGCCACUCCCAUGGUGGUUUCAAGUCACUUCAGUUGUUGCACACGCAGUAGGCUUUCAGUUAAAGGAGUGCCGGUGCAGCGCGGGCAGACGCAGAUGAUGGAGUGAACAGAGUGGAUACUUUUUCUUUGAAUCUCCGACGCGAGAUGUCCCGGAACAGGGUUGUAGAUUACAGAUAGUUGAUCGUUCUGAUGUGGCUGUAGAAAAGCUGGCAGUAGACUUAAAAUAGAGUUAGAGCAUGGCUUGAUGCAGUUUUUGGCUCUUUUUUUUUCCUGCAGGUUGUGGAUAUUGUGAGCUUCUCAAUUCCAGUGUCGAGUGAAUUUGCAUAGACAAACGUGGAGUUAUGUUAUGAAUAAGAUUACAGGCUUCUUUUUCUUUUUCCGUUUCGUAGCGCAGAGUGCAUGCCGCCGGCGUUUUUAAUGAAGCAUUAAAAACCGCUCCUUAUUUUCGACUGAGCUUUCACGAAAGGUUCCUCGUUUGUUGUUCAACUUGUUAGUGAAUUAGCCAUCCGUGAUGGUGGACAUUGCCUGCAUGUCUUUUGGAACCAGGCUAUUUUACAUGUAAAGAAGUUAGUGUUGCGUAUUUGUUCCUAUUAGGGGUUGGUGGUUCUGAUCGGUGGUUUGGUACAUCUGUGGAAGAUACAGUGGAGUUACCAAGGAGUCAGGGCAGCUUGCCAGUCAAGCCUGAGGCAUCGAACUCUCUGACAGACAAACAUACAUAGCAUACAUGGAGUUCUCCUGCAGGAUAUGCUCACUAGCUCACAUCUCAACACAUAGUACUGUGCCCCACCACAGAUUGAGGUUAACACAGAUUCCACAAAAUGAAGGAAUUGUCCGUUCCUUGUUUUCUGUCCAUUCAGUAUACAGUGCGUAUGUGUUUCUGCUGCUCUGAGAUAGACUACUGAUGUGAAUCUAAUAAUAUAUGUUGGUGCAAAUAUACGUGUGUGGAGGCUGAGAGGCUGAGAUAACCAGAGGUUGUUAGACUUUGUUGUAGGUUUACGGGCCGUCACCGACCGCCCCGCAGAUUACUCUUUCGUGUUUUGAACGUGCUCUUCACUGAAUUUUCCAAUAAGGCACCACGAACGUACACUUUUUUUCUACGCGUCCGCCGGAGAAUCGCCGUCAUACUUACUUAGCAUGCAUGCUGAGGUUUUUUCAAAGGUUCACGCUGGCCUGUUUGAAAACCAGUCUCGACCUGUAUUGGACCCUCUCUGUGCAUGGGAGGCUUCAAUUCAUAUUCACUUAUGGAGUUUCACAUCGGCUUCCUCCGCGAGCCUCGUGUGGACGCAUUUAUUCGUUUUGGAUGAAAAUAUGUAAUCAUAGGAUAGUUAUUAUGUUAUAACUGGCGCUGCGUCCGUUCAACGGGGGCAGCCGCCUAUAUUCAUAGCAAUUUAUAAAUAUGUAUCUUUCAUAUCAUAAUGUUGAAAUAAUCUAUAUAUCAAUGUUAAUAUACAGGAGAUGUUAUAAUAAACAUAGUAUUACUGAAUACCUUA
This is a messenger RNA of Acanthopagrus latus (yellowfin seabream), 3825 nucleotides long. Its product is annotated as TNF receptor-associated factor 2-like. Gene Ontology annotation, molecular function: zinc ion binding; ubiquitin protein ligase binding; tumor necrosis factor receptor binding. Bases 272 to 2065 code for a protein of 597 amino acids. The transcript has 11 exons. Gene Ontology annotation, cellular component: cytosol; plasma membrane signaling receptor complex; cytoplasmic side of plasma membrane. Lineage: Eukaryota; Metazoa; Chordata; Actinopteri; Spariformes; Sparidae. Gene Ontology annotation, biological process: positive regulation of JNK cascade; tumor necrosis factor-mediated signaling pathway; regulation of apoptotic process. The record is from RefSeq and is a predicted model, not a curated record.